This is a messenger RNA of Tribolium castaneum (red flour beetle), 1472 nucleotides long. RefSeq lists its product as uncharacterized. Lineage: Eukaryota; Metazoa; Arthropoda; Insecta; Coleoptera; Tenebrionidae. The record is from RefSeq and is a predicted model, not a curated record. Bases 20 to 1219 code for a protein of 399 amino acids. The transcript is spliced from 8 exons.
AGUUUGUUUCGUCUGCAUUAUGUACUUGUUUGAUAUUUUUGUGUGCGGGGUGGUGUUGGGGGUUGUUGGGAGUGAAAUUCCGCCAAAAGGGCCGCAAAAAAAGCACAGAAAUUUGAUCAAUAAUAUGAUAAAUCCGUUUUUGGCCAACUCCAGGCAAAGCCGAUUCCUCUCUUUGUUCACCUUCGUCCAAUUCGACAACCAGCUCUGUACGGGCGCCACUGGCGACAACGGCACUUGCGUCUCCGCCCCCGAAUGCGCCCAGAAAGGGGGCUCAGCGAACGGUCCCUGUGCCGGCGGUUUCGGGACAUGUUGCAUGUUUCUAGCGACUUGUGGCGCAACGAUCCGGGAAAACGGCACUUAUUUCGUUCAAGCUGGUUAUCCGAAUCAAUAUGACGGCACUGGAUCGUGUCAGGUGACACUGGCGAAGUCGCAUCCCGACGUCUGCCAAUACAGACUGGACUUUGACCAAUUCUCGCUAAUGGGCCCGGAGCCGAGCAACCACAUCUGCAACAACGACCAGUUCAUCGUCUCCGGUGGCACCCCCGUGCCCCCCAUCUGCGGCAACAACGUCGCCAACCACCUGUACGUGGACGCCGGCACCGGAGCCUCCAACCCCGUCACCCUCUCGGUGGUAACAAGUGGCCCAAUGUUCCCUCGUAACUGGAAAAUCCGCAUCACGCAAAUUGCUUGCAGCUCAAUUUACCGCGCCGAAGAGGGCUGUUUGCAGUACUUCACUGGGGUUGCAGGCCAGAUCCGGUCGUUUAACUAUGACCCCACCAGCGGACUGCAGCUCUCCAAUCAGGAUUACAGCAUCUGUAUAAGGAACGAGAGGAAUUUCUGCGGUGUGCAGUAUUCGCAGUGUGAUGAUCCAGCGCACAAUCGAAGUCAGUCGUUCACACUUUCGGGGAACUCGAACAAUGCGGUCCAAGCGAUGGUUGGCAGCACUGGAUCGUCCAAUUUCUGUCAGAACGAUUAUCUCAUCAUUCCGAUGGCCACCAAUGUUGGCAGGCCUGUCACGGGAACAUCAGCAAAUGUCGACAGGAUUUGCGGAGGGGUUUUGAGCGCUGAUGUAACGCUUCAGUCGACUCCGGUCAGAAGCACUGUGAAGCCGUUCAGACUGUGGUUUCAUACCGACAGUACCGAAGCUCCGAACGAUGUCGCCAACAAAGGAUUUUGCCUGAAUUACGUCCAACAACCGUGCACAAAUAAUCUGGCUUAAAAUGCAACGUAUUGUUUCAUUUUUUAGCCGUUAAUUCGUCGAAUGUGGGGGAUAAUAGGGAAUUAAAAGCUCGCAUAUUUAACUUUUUGUGGAACACGAAAUGGCAGGUUUAUGAACGUUGUAAAACUUCCAUUGUAGGGAAAUGUGGAAAAAUUAAUAGCCCUCAUAAACCGUAUCACAAAAGUGCAAGUUUAUAUUUUUCAGUACAAACUAUGUUAAAAACUUCGUUUCUACAAUAAAAUUUUACGAAACA